Molecule: messenger RNA, 2255 nt
Organism: Harpegnathos saltator (Jerdon's jumping ant)
Lineage: Eukaryota; Metazoa; Arthropoda; Insecta; Hymenoptera; Formicidae
Exons: 2
Coding region: 574-915 (113 amino acids)
Cellular component (GO): nucleus
Molecular function (GO): zinc ion binding
Source: RefSeq, a predicted model, not a curated record
GCCCGACAAAUCGCCGUAAGCAUCACGUAUCGCGUCGUGUCAAUAAAACACAUCAAACGCGUCGCGUUCGAAGUGCUUUUUAACAAAAAAUUCUGCACGUGAGGCUCAUUUAAUUCUAUUGCAAUUCUCGCUGAUUUAAGAAAAGGGAAAAGAAAACGCUUUCCGUUAUCUUUGUUCCUCGAACGGUCGUUCUUUUCCGUUUUCGACACGCACAGAAGACGUUUUUGAAGAGUCACUUUUCCAAAUUGAUUGACUGUGAAAAAGUGAGGAAUAGCUUACCAAGCGGGCGCGGUGAGCGGUGUGUACGCUCCUGAACGAAGCGUCGCGCACGGAGCAGCGCGCUGGUGCACGGCGGAGUCUGCAAUAAACAAACUCCGAGAUCUCGAGCCGAAAUCGGCAGCCGUAUCCAACACGGCGAAGUAGCCGUGAGAAGAAGCGAACGGUUGCACGCUGUCAAUCUACUGUCAGUCGUUAAGCGGCGUUUCUGUUGACGCUAGAGCGAGUGGCGGUGCGGUCAGCUGAGGAAAGUGAAAAGCACGUCCUCGUCGCGGAGGAGCACAGACGUUCGCGGAAAUGGGCAGUACGGACAAGGCUGUGAUCACGGGAUUCAUAUGCAGACUCUGCAGCAAGAUGAACCGCUUCGUGAUCCACAUUUACGGCGAAGAGGGCGAGAGGAUGAAGUUGGCUGAGAAGAUAAACGCUUACCUGCCGAUCACGGUGAACAUAAACGACCCGUUGCCAAAGACUGCAUGCUUACACUGUAUCGAACGAUUAGAGGCGCAUCAUGAACUAAUGGAGCAGUUCAUGUUCGCCAGAAGGAGAUUAAACACGGAUAAUAAGACUACUACGGUGGCAUCAUCCUCCACAACGACUUCUACGACGACAGCCCCGACAUCAAGCACACCUCCGUGUUGACCAGUGCAAUGAAAGAUAGCAAACCCCUUCGCUCAAUGCGCCACAUUCGUCAAGAUCGGAUAAUUCCCAUAUAAUUUUUCAUUCAUUUCAUUUAGCCCCCUAACCUGGUGAGCAAUCAGUGAACCGUGUAAAAAAGAACCUAACAGGAUCAAAGUAAAGAAAUGUCAAAUUAUACAUUUUGUACAUGACACAAUGUUCUCAUGUAACAAUUGCACAUUCAUUUCAGCAUGAUUAAGUAUUCUUUCAUGGUAUUAAUGAGGUUUUUGGGAGCUACAUUCUGCCAAUGCACACUUUUAUCUUACAAAAAUGCUAACUUUGCUAAUGUAUUGUGAGAUGAGAUACAAUGAGAUACAAGUGUGCGUUUUCAUAUGUGGCAUAUUGUGUAAAAACAGUCCUUUAAUCAAUUUAAAUAAGAAAUCAUGUAAUGUCGCAUUGAACUUUUCUCACUGACCUAUACAUGGUUAGUAAUUUGUAACAAAGUGAUACCUUAAGAGAUGUGAACUCUUUUGGGCAAGCGCAAUACUAUUGAAAUAAUCGAACAUAUUCAUACUCGAGAGAGACAUUAUCGGGUAUCUAGCAGUCAUUCGGAGUAUUCACUUGUGAUCCCAGUAGCCGAGAAUUUCGUCGGAUGUGCAGAUCAAAUCGACACUGAAUACUGAACCAGAGCGUAUUGAGUAGAGCAUGGCAAUCUAUUUCUUACAGUUUAAUUUAUCUAAAAACGAGGCACAAAAAAUUUAACGCGAAAUGGAUACAGAUUAUUACGUGCAGAUCUCGAUACGCUGAAAAUAUUAUUAUAUGAUACAAUAGUUAUCUUAUUUAAUGAAAUAAUCUUGGAGAAUUCAAGAGAGCGUAUAGCAAUAAGUAUCAAAAUUAAUUUGUGAUUAAAUUGACAAUUAUAAAGCGCGAUUUAAUCCGAAUAAAAUUGUACAAAGUUUAUAUCUGAACUCUCAUUAAUCCACAUAUUUGUUUUCUAUAGCUAACCUAAUGUACAUUUUUGAAACUUAAAAGACAAGUACACAAGAUGGUGCAGCGCCAGUUUAGCAGUAUGAAAUAAAUCUCAAGUUCUUUAUUUUCUUAAUAAGCAUAAGAUGCUCUUCAAGAAUAUCCGCAUUGUCUGGCAAGAUAAAUUUUUCGCCCUAACUCCGAAUACUCGAUACUCAAUAUGUCUCUUAGUCAUAUGUAUGUAUAUUAUUUUACGAGUUUACAGUGUUUUCUUUAAAGGAUGUGUUUUAUAAUAUUCUUCUCCUCUUUUUUUUUUCUAAUGAUACUGUUGUACCUUCGACGCAUCAAUUCUACUGGUGUACAAAGAUAAAUAAAGUAUAUAGUAUCGUGAUACACUA